AAGAAGGACAAUAGGGUCCUGGAUUUGAUACGGCAAAGAGAAAUACAAGAUUCAACAACGCAUACAAUUCUACAAAAGUUACAUGUUACGGAAAAUCUAAUAUCGCGUUUAGGUUUAGAAAAGGAAUUAAAUGGUCAUACAGGCUGCGUUAAUUGUUUAGAAUGGAACGAGACUGGAGAAGUUCUUGCAUCGGCUUCGGAUGACAAGGAUAUCAUAUUAUGGGACCCUUUCCGUUAUGAAAAGAAAUUGGUACUUCACUCUGGUCAUCGUGGAAAUAUAUUCUCUGUAAAGUUUAUGCCAAAAUCAAAUGACAGUGUACUGGUGUCAGGUGCAGGGGACUGCAGAGUUCGGAUACACGAUCUUACGCUCUCCGAGCCGAUAUUCACGUGCAAAUGCCACAAGCAGCGUAUCAAACGCGUCGCCACCGUGCCCAGUAUACCUUUCUUGUUCUGGAGCGCGGGUGAGGACGGUCUCUUCCUGCAAUACGACAUUCGUACGCCACACGCUUGCAGGAGUAACGACCACAGUGUGCUCGUGAAUUUGGUGUAUCAUAUGGGUCGUUAUGCGGAAGGCAAAUGCAUUGCUGUGAACCCGAGGAAGCCUGAACUCGUAGCCAUUGGAGCGAAUGAUGCAUAUAUUCGGAUGUAUGAUCGACGAAUGAUAAAGCUGUCACAGAUUCCACCGUCUCCCACGAUACAAGAUAACUCGGACUGGGCUAACGUCAGCAUGUAUCGAGCAGGCAAGGGCGAUCCGGAUGACAAUAUUCCACUGGGUAGCGUGCAGUACUUUAUCGCGGACCAUCUGCACUCCCGUGACGGUAACAGAAGCAUCACGACUACUUAUCUAACAUUCAGCGACGACGGAAAUGAAUUGCUCGUGAAUAUGGGUGGCGAACAGAUCUACUUGUUCGAUAUCAAUGAUUCGAACAACUCGAGAACCUUUUUUGGAUCCAAAAGAUAUUCAGAAUCAACCGAGCAAAGCCAGGAACAAAAUGAUGUCUGUAGUAUGGAAGAUCUCACGGAUAAAAAUGUCAAAAUAUUGCCAUCUCACGUUGAAGAAUUAAAGCGCCAAGCAAACGAAGGUUUUGAACAACAAAAAUAUUCAUUAGCAAUUAAUUUGUAUAAUAAAGCAAUUUCUCACUGUCCAACGGCGGCGGUAUUGUUUGCCAAUCGAGCAGCUGCUUAUAUGAAACGUGCUUGGGACGGCGAUAUUUAUGCCGCUUUACGAGAUUGCAAGGUGACGUUACUUCUCGAUCCGGAACAUGUAAAAGCUCAUUUUAGAUUGGCGCGUUGUCUGUUUGAUUUAAAUCGAUCCAUCGAAGCUGACAAAGUGCUCAAGAAUUUCCAACAAAAAUUUCCAGAAUAUGCAUCUAAUUCAGCAUGCAGAGCGUUAAAAAUGGAUAUAAAAGAAGCUAUUGACGCCGGAAAGGAUGUUACGCAAACCAAUCAGACAUUUUAUCCAAUAUCGGAAUACGAGCAAGAAUGGAGACGUAACACAAUCGAUUACAAAAUGAGAUUCUGCGGCCAUUGUAAUACCACGACUGACAUAAAGGAGGCGAACUUUUUCGGAAACAAUGGUCAAUACAUAGUAGCUGGCUCAGACGAUGGUUCCUUUUUCAUUUGGGAUCGUAAUACCACCAAUAUUGUGCGUGUACUACGAGGAGAUGACAGGAUUGUCAAUUGUUUACAACCACAUCCAUCCACGUGCUUGCUAGCUACUAGCGGCAUUGAUCCAGUAAUCCGGUUAUGGAGCCCAUGGCCAGAGGAUGGUAGUGUAAAUGAGAGAGAAAUUCAAAAUUUGGACGAUGCUGCGUCGGCCAACCAAGUGCGCAUGAACAGUGAUCCGUUUGAGCUAAUGCUCAUGAACAUGGGAUACAGAUUUCCCGUUUCCCAGCAUGAAUUUAGCGAUGAAGACGGUGAGGAUCAGCACGACCAGCCGAUAACGCAAGCUUUAAAUUGUAGGCCAAGCUAAUUCUCGCAAGAAAGAGCACACUAAAAACGACUAGAUAUAAUUGAGGAUUUAUCAUGUGUAUUUAUAAUUAUCACUAUUAUUUGAAUUUUAAUUCUUUUUUUCACUGAUAAUACGUCUUAAUACGUCUCAAAGCACUUACGUUGUAUAAUUUUUUAAGCAGACAAUUUUGUAAGCGGUCAAAAGCGAAACAAGACCUUAAAAUCUUAUAAUUAUAAUUUUUAAUUGCUAAAAUAUUGUGAUGUAUCGUUAAGGAAAUUGCAAAAAUUACAUGAACAUUAUUUUGAGUCUUA
Linepithema humile (Argentine ant) is the source of this 2261-nucleotide messenger RNA. RefSeq names its product adipose (gene adp). The record is from RefSeq and is a predicted model, not a curated record. Gene Ontology annotation, molecular function: protein binding. NCBI's taxonomy places the organism in Eukaryota, Metazoa, Arthropoda, Insecta, Hymenoptera, Formicidae. Gene Ontology annotation, biological process: negative regulation of fatty acid biosynthetic process. Gene Ontology annotation, cellular component: cytoplasm; Cul4-RING E3 ubiquitin ligase complex.